UGUGUGUGUGUGUGUGUGUGUGUGUGUGCGCGCGUGCGUGUGUGUGUUGUGGGGAGUUACACAAGCAGUUCAGCCUUCUGAACGCUCGCUACAGCGCUUCAGCUUCUUUCCAUCUAUCCUGAACGUCCGAACCGAACCGAAGUCCCCGCAGCAGCUCAGCGAGUUAAUUCAGCUUCUGUAGUUGAUUUCCAGGACACGCGCGUCUCCACGGUGUGUUUUAUUCGUUCCCCAUCGUGGAAACCAGCAUUCACCACCGCAUUAAACCGCGCAGAAAGAUGGAAACCCGGGCUGUAAUGUUUCGUAGGUGAAGAACAGAGUGAGGAGGGUCGUAUCUCCACAGUGUGGAAGCGCGCGAGAACCCGACUUUAAGCGCGCGCUGGAAAGAAAGAUCAGAUCAACAACAUGGAGCUGCAGACGGUGGUUUUGACAACCAGCGCGUCUGUGGGCUUUUUCAGAAUGGUGAACUAUGGCUUUGCCACACUUCCCAUCCCGGAGACGGCUCAGAGGAACACGUGGAAGUGGAGGAACAUCUCCACAUCUUUCGUUCACAGCUUCAUCACGGGAAUCUGGGCUGUGCUGUGUUUCUGUGUGCAUCCACAGAUGGCUGAGGACUUGAUAGCGACGCAUUCCGUCUUCUCCCAUGCUUUGGUGUCCGUAUCGAUUGGAUACUUCAUAUAUGACUUCUUUGACAUGAUUUUCAAUCAGAAGGUCAACCAGUCAUGGGAGCUCCUUUUCCAUCACAUAGUGGUGAUCUCUUGCUUUGGGCUGUCAGUGCUGACUUGCCGCUACGUGGGCUUUGCAGUUGUGGCCCUGCUGGUGGAGAUCAACUCAAUCUUCCUGCAUCUACGGCAGAUGCUGCGCAUGGCCAGUGUGUCCAAAAGCACGCUGUACAGGGUUAACAGCAUGAUCAACCUGGGCACGUACGUGGUGUUCCGCAUCAACACACUGGCCUGGAUGACCCGCUGGCUGGUGCUGAACCGUGAGCACAUUCCGCUGCUCAGCUACACCGUGGGCAGUGUGGGACUGGCCAUCAUGACUGUGAUGAACAUCGUGCUGUUCUACCGCCUGCUGCGCACUGACUUCCUCAAGUCCAGCCGCGAGAAGGAGGUCAAGAAGGAGAAGGAGAAGGAGAAGGAAAAGGAAAAGGAGAUGUAAAAGGUGGAGAGAGCGCGAACACUCGUGUCUGACCUCGAAGCUAACCUGCAGCUCCACCAUUAUUUGCCUUCCAGACGCCAGCGCCUGGUGCCGCUCACUAAAGUUGUUUUUGUUUUCCAUCAAUCUACUAAUUGUAUUCCCCUUUAACCAGCUUGAGCCAGAUUGGUGUAAUCAAAUUUGAAAGGCUGUCAGACCUUUAAAGAAAAUAUCUACAUCAAACAGACGCUUAGACACAUGAGCACUGCUAAAGCCGGGUUUACACUACACAACCUUUACCCCAAUUUUAGCCCAGUCUGGUUGAAUCUGUGCUAGUUGGCUCUAGUCUGCAGAUUUUUGUUUGUCAGAGUCAGAGACUCUGUAAUCUAGUAGCGUAAGCCGGUCAGUGACUCAAUCCAAAUCGAUUCCUGCAACAGCCAAUGAGAACAGAGAGCACAAAAAAAAAGAAAAUACAGCAAGUAAACAAAGAAAAAUGUCCAAAAGUCAUUGAAGUGUUUAACGAGCACAAUCGAGUUUAUGUACAUUUAAAACUCUAAAAAAAAAAAAUCACACUGAUCACAUUUUUAAAACAAUGACCCAUGUGAUCCCUAAUAUUGCAGUCUCCCAAAAAACCUGCA
Messenger RNA from Pygocentrus nattereri (red-bellied piranha), 1769 nucleotides. RefSeq names its product TLC domain containing 2 (gene tlcd2). Bases 403 to 1155 code for a protein of 250 amino acids. Gene Ontology annotation, cellular component: plasma membrane. Lineage: Eukaryota; Metazoa; Chordata; Actinopteri; Characiformes; Serrasalmidae. The record is from RefSeq and is a predicted model, not a curated record. The transcript is spliced from 4 exons. Gene Ontology annotation, biological process: plasma membrane organization; membrane assembly; regulation of membrane lipid distribution.